Molecule: messenger RNA, 1452 nt
Organism: Helianthus annuus (common sunflower)
Lineage: Eukaryota; Viridiplantae; Streptophyta; Magnoliopsida; Asterales; Asteraceae
Product: kinesin-like protein KIN-5C
Exons: 8
Coding region: 343-846 (167 amino acids)
Molecular function (GO): plus-end-directed microtubule motor activity
Source: RefSeq, a predicted model, not a curated record
AUCAUCCAGAUCUUUCAUCGAUGAAGAUGGACACGUUGAGGACAAAGCUUCAUGGUAGCUUAAUCGAUGAAGAUGGUUUUGAGGGCAGUUCAGAUCUUCGACCAUGACUCCUUACAUUAGGGUUUUGUGGUUGGAGAUGUGCUUCGGAUUCGUAACAGAGGAUUUGGUUGGAGGAAAUGGAAGAGUGAAGAAGAAUGAGGAUGUAGUGUGUUUGUGUCCGUUUACUUCGGCUUCGAGUGCGACUCAGAGGAGGAUUAAGCAACAGUAUGAUCAGCUUGAACAUAUAUUCGGUUAAAUUAACUCGUGCAUCAUUCUUAUUUAAGUAUUUAUCAUCCUGGCAUAAUGUUAGAACUGGAUGUGAUUAAACCCGAGAGAUUUAGUGUCAGUGUUGAACAUACAGUUGAUAUAUCCAAGUACAUUAACGAAUUCUUCGAUAUGCUGAUGAAAGAAUCGAAAGAGCUAGCGAGUCACGCUGUUCAAGUUGAUGGGAAACAAACAAACAACAUUGAUGAAUUUAAGAAGGCAUACGAGGAACACUCAAAAUCGGAUGCACAAAAACUCAUCGCUGAAGUUACAAGUUUGGUCUCGAACCAUAUUUGUCAUCAAAAAGAGAUGGUGGAUGCUCGGCUCGCAACUAUCAGAGAAACGACUGCAGGAGGCAAGAAGGUUUUGGAACAACACGUGUCAUCUGUUGACAGAAUCACAUCGAAUGCCAAAAGAAAAUGGCACGAUUUCUAUAUGCAAGCGGAAAACGAUGCUAAAGAGAAUGCAGUUUUUGCUGCUGCAAAACACUGUUGUUUCGAGUCGGUGUUACAAAAACUGUUGAUGCUACUGAAUCGGCUCUAAACCAUUCAAAAACAACACAUGACUCGGUGAUUGAAAUGGGAAAACAACAUCUCACAACAGUGGACACCCUUAUCAGGAGCUAUUUCAUUUACAGAUGGAAUGUAAUUGAGCUUUAAAACUAAGAAUGGCAAUUUUACAUAAGCUCAAAAUGCUCCGGAGGUCGCCCUCAGUCGAGGAAUAAGUGGUUGAAGAAAAAUACGCUUACAUAUAGAUAGCACUUGUGAAGAAUCUUUUAAUCCGCAAAAGUGUUACUGUGUCCUUUUAAACCGUUCUUUACUUAUUUUCCUAAUAAUAAGAUGAUGAUAAUUGAAAAAAUCUAGAGUAGUUUUAGUGUGCCUUAAUGAUGAUAGAUGGAAUGGAGUGAACCAUUUAUUCAAAUAUUCAUAAAAUUUGUUGUUGGUUUUGCGUCUUAUGUUAUGUCUUUCAUAAUACAUAAUUCAAUAAAACAUUUGUAAAAACAUAUUUUUAUUUUUUACGACAUAAAUCUAUUAAUUAAAAUUAAAUUUUCCUACCCGUGAAGCUCCGUGGUGAGAUACCUGCCUCAUAUUUCGAUCAUGACAUUUGUAAUUCUAUAUCUAUAAUUAUUUAACAUUUAUUAUGCUUUCA